Molecule: messenger RNA, 2016 nt
Organism: Lachancea nothofagi CBS 11611
Lineage: Eukaryota; Fungi; Ascomycota; Saccharomycetes; Saccharomycetales; Saccharomycetaceae
Source: the annotation of a GenBank genome assembly
AUGAGCAGCUUUUGGGACCAAAAUAAGGGUACAAUUAAGGCCGGACUGGCCACUGCAGGUAAAUAUGGCUACCAAGGUACCAAGUUUGUGGCCAAAACCGGUUACAAUGCAGGAAAGCAACAGUACAACAAUUCUAAGGGGAUUACAACCGAGCGUUCAAAUAGCCCUUCCAGCUCACUUGAAGAAACAAUUCCUGGAGCGCCAAUUCCGAGUGUGGCUAUACAGACAGACGUGUCAAAUCUGCCACCACCCCCCUUGAAACCGGGCCAAUCGUCUUAUCAUGGCUCAUCAAGAUCAGGUGCACCAAGGUUAACAACGAUCACCCCGGCUGCGCCCAUGUAUCCGGGUACUAUUCAGGAGGCAAGUGUGACGGUUCAAGCUCCUGUACCAGCUUAUCAAGAACCUCAGAUGACCCAAACUCAGUAUCUUCCUGCAACUCGAGCUGCGGCGAGAUCUCAGCCUGUCUUACCAUCCAGAACGGCUUCAGCAAUCAACACUCCCAACCCGCUUCACAUCGAUACUAAAUCGGUAACUAAUCAGGACCCACUAAUUUAUCAAAGGGCUGUUCUUAAUGCCCCAGUGGCCGAGCAGGUUACAAUGCCAAUACCAUCCACCAGGCAUGAAACCGAAGCUGCACCAGCGUCAAAUACAAUAGCAGUAAAAAACGCCCAACCACCGAUUUAUACUGCACCUGAAACAUCAACAACAAACGUACAGCAGCCAUCGGCGAUUCCAUCUAUCCCUCAAAGAACGUAUUUCCGAGCUCCAGCUGCUUUACCCACCGAGCAAAGUAUCACGCCUGCUUCCGAACAGCUUGCACAUCAGGAAGAGAUAAACCCCAAGUUUCCACAUCAAACUGUAAAACCUUACGAGUGGAAAGAUGCAGAUCAAUUGAGGGAAAUGAAGAAAGUGCAUUUGCCUGCGGCUGAAGCCUCUGCUCUUUCACCACCACCACGGCGCAGGGAUACCUCUGCUAGUCCUUCUAGAGGUUCAGGCUCUCCUCAACAAAGUCUCAUUAGUCCAGUAAUGACAAAACCUUUGACAUCUGUCAGAACAUCCGAUAUCGAGAUGUCUCAAACUCUGAAUCCUCAGUCAGAAGUUGAAUCGGUGAAUAUGGCUGACGAAAGGACUCCCAUCAAUCUUGGCGUCGCUGGUAGAUAUAGCAAUACUGGUGAAGUGAACUUCCCACCUCCACCAAGAUUACAGAGGUCCGAAGUUCCACCUGCAGUGUCUUCACGCCAAACAAAUAUCACGCCUCAACCAAGCGGCGGUUCUGUGGCUAGAAGAGCACCACCAAGCUUGCCGGAACGAACCAGUACGUCGAGCACUGUCCCACUCUCUUCAAGGACAACAUACACACCGUCACAAUCCGCCAAAAAACAAGUGCAUGAUAAAAACGAAGCUCCUCGUAGCGCCGUUUUAGGAUCUUACAAUUACAAUCGACCAGUAGAUUUUCAGCCUCCGCCCAAACCGUUUAGAAGAGGUACUGAAACGUCAAUCAGCGCUUUGCCUACUCCGCCGCCAGCCCCUGCUCGCCUCACAACUCCCACCUACGUUGAUGAGGAGCCUACGCAUCCGGAAUCAUAUCCUCCUCCAUACUCGCUUGUAGAAGUCCCACCAUGCCCAGAUAGAACUAUAAAUCUAGAGAUUUUUGAAGCACCCAUACCGAAGGCCAAAAAAUUGCCGCCUGCUAAGAAAGCGUUCCCGCAUUCUUUACAGUCCCUAAACAAUGGAACAACAAGCUCCAAGAAAUCCGAUAGCGUUGAAACCAAAACCGCUCCGCCUAAACCGGCCAGAAAGAAUCUGUCCACUCCUCCUCCAAAACCUUCAAAAAAACCACAGCUACCGUAUGCACAGGUUGCAAAAACACCAGGCGGGGAGGGAAACGACCUAAAUGCUGAACUGCAGGCUAAAUUCAAUUUGAAGAAGACGCCCAAACCUACUGAAACGAUCGAAAGCGCACCAUCGCUGGCCGAGACCAGCACAACAUCUUUCAUUGACUUCUUCCAAUAUUAA